AUGAUGCGUGUCAGUAGCUGGAAGCUAUGUGCUCUGAGCGCGCCUCUCGCUUGCGUUGCGAAAUCGCUCGGCCGCGCCACCACGGCACCCGAAGACUGGCGAAGGGAGACCGUUCAGGGGACGGUAGGUGUGGGGCGGCAUUUUAUAUACGCGGGGCCCACGUCCACGGUGGCACUGUCAAACGGGAGCGCUUUGGGGGCACACGGCCGACAUCGCCCCGGCCGCGUGGGCCUCGCCGGAACAACGCCGGGAAAUAAUCGCGCGGUGGAUAAUGAGCGAGUAGGUGGGGCCGGAAGGCGUCUUCACGCCCCCCUAGCUUUUUUCCCCGUCGGCUGGGCGGCGCGGCGCACGCCUUGCGUCCCACGCGGCUCGGCGGCCAAACGCGCCGCGUGUGCUUCCACGCCGUACGCCCGAUUGACGCGGCCCGAAAGCGCG
Messenger RNA from Iphiclides podalirius (scarce swallowtail), 435 nucleotides. NCBI's taxonomy places the organism in Eukaryota, Metazoa, Arthropoda, Insecta, Lepidoptera, Papilionidae. The record is from the annotation of a GenBank genome assembly.